Molecule: messenger RNA, 795 nt
Organism: Morone saxatilis (striped sea-bass)
Lineage: Eukaryota; Metazoa; Chordata; Actinopteri; Moronidae
Product: C-1-tetrahydrofolate synthase, cytoplasmic-like
Exons: 9
Coding region: 49-795 (248 amino acids)
Biological process (GO): tetrahydrofolate interconversion
Cellular component (GO): cytosol
Molecular function (GO): methenyltetrahydrofolate cyclohydrolase activity; methylenetetrahydrofolate dehydrogenase (NADP+) activity
Source: RefSeq, a predicted model, not a curated record
UUAAACUUUGGAUCAAUACAUCUAAAGCUCUCUCUCUCUCUCUCAGUCAUGUUGUCCUUGGCUGCCCUCUCGCUCCGUCUCGGGGUCUCCGGUUUCCAAGGAAGCAGUCGCUCCAUAGCAACCAUCGUCUCCGGCAACAAGACCUCUAAGUUGGUGAGGGAGAGGCUGAGGAUGGAGGUGGAGAAGAUGAAGAGUCACUUCUCAGGGUUCAGACCAGGUCUGGUUGUCUUACAGGUAGGAGACAGAGACGACUCCAACCUGUACAUCAGCUCCAAACUGAAGGCGGCUGCAGAGAUUGGAAUCGAUGCGAAACAUGUGCGGCUGCCGAACACAGCGACGCAGGACGAGGUCCUGCAGAGCAUCAUGUCCGUCAAUGAGAACCCGUUGGUCCACGGUCUGAUCGUCCAGCUGCCUCUGGACUCUGUCAAUCCCAUCGACACUGAACUCGUCACCAACGCCGUCUCUCCGCUGAAAGACGUGGACGGUCUGAGCUGUAUUAAUGCAGGGAAGUUGUCUCGAGGAGAUCUGAAUGACUGUUUCAUCCCCUGCACCCCCAACGGCUGUAUGGAGCUAAUCAGACAGACAGGAACGACUCCUGAGAAAAUGCAUGAAAGGUCCUGGGAGAAUGAUCUUCUUAAACAGAGGCGGUCUGUGGGGGGGAACACGGCGGUGGUGAUUGGUCGCAGUAAGAUUGUCGGAGGCCACCGGAUGCACGAACCUGCUGCUGUGGAACCACGCUCUGUGGGCCUGGCUGAUAUCCUGGUGGUGGGGUGCAGGGAGGCAGAUGGAUGGUGA